CCCUAGUUAGGGGUUUUAGGUUGGAUGCGCAAUGGCGAUGGCGAUGGAGCUGAAUGCCGCCAAAGCUCUGCUUAGUUGCUGCCAUAGGAGGAUCACCCGUGCAACGUACUGUUCUGCUAAAGGGAGGCUAGCAUUAGCGGCAGCGCAAGAGCAAGCGCUUGUCCCGCAGCCAAAGAUCGAAUCCGGGCUUUACUUGGUCGCUACUCCAAUAGGAAAUCUCGAAGACAUCACAAUGCGCGCCUUGAGAGUAUUACGAUCAGUUGAUCUGAUACUGGCAGAGGAUACAAGGCACUCUUCAAAGCUGUUGCAGCAUUACGAUAUCAAAACUCCAAAGAUGAGCUAUCACAAGUUUAACGAGCAAACGAGACAAGAGGAAAUCCUGGAAAGACUGGCAAACCGUGAGGCAUUGGCCCUUGUGAGCGAUGCCGGAAUGCCAGGAAUCAGUGAUCCUGGUGCUGAGCUAGUUAGAGCUUGUAUCGAGGAGAACUAUAAAAUAAUACCAGUUCCCGGACCAUCUGCAGCUCUAACAGCACUAAUCGCCUCCGGACUACCAACAAACGAGUUCUCGUUUGUAGGAUUUCUAUCGACGCAUGCGAGCACCAGGCACAAACGGCUCCUUGUUGCUGCGGAAGAGACAUCGACACAGAUUUUUUUCGUUCCUCCAAACAAGCUUUGCAGCAUACUCGCAGAAUGCGCCACUGCUUUUGGCUCGAACAGGCAUUGUGUGGUCGCAAGGGAGUUAACAAAGAUCUACGAAGAGUUUUGGCGCGGAACACUUGGCAAAGCGCAAGCUCGUUUUAAAGAAAGCGAGCCUCGAGGAGAAGUUACUCUGCUGAUUGACGGAUUACCAGCAAGAGCUGCCGAGAGGUUCCCGAGCAACGAAGAACUGGAAGAUAGACUUGAAAUACUGUUCGAAUCUGGAAAGAGCUUGUCCGAGGCUGUGAAAGAGGUGAGCGAGGAAACUUUUGUGAGGCGAAACUCAGUGUACUCUCUUGCACUGAAAGUGCUGAAGAAAGACAAGUCAAAAAGCGAGGAUAGCAGCUAAUCUGGUUUGUAAGAAUCUCAGAUUUGGAUAGCAAAAAAACUCUACGCUUGUUAUAUACUAUGCACGUAUUCUCAAUGUUUUUUGGAGAGAUUC
Messenger RNA from Selaginella moellendorffii, 1138 nucleotides. RefSeq names its product ribosomal RNA small subunit methyltransferase I. The coding region runs from base 32 to 1045 and encodes 337 amino acids. The transcript has 9 exons. The record is from RefSeq and is a predicted model, not a curated record. Gene Ontology annotation, molecular function: methyltransferase activity. Lineage: Eukaryota; Viridiplantae; Streptophyta; Lycopodiopsida; Selaginellales; Selaginellaceae.